Neurospora crassa OR74A is the source of this 1617-nucleotide messenger RNA. Its product is annotated as streptomycin biosynthesis protein StrI. The coding region runs from base 1 to 1617 and encodes 538 amino acids. The transcript is spliced from 2 exons. Gene Ontology annotation, molecular function: nucleotide binding. Lineage: Eukaryota; Fungi; Ascomycota; Sordariomycetes; Sordariales; Sordariaceae. The record is from RefSeq and is a predicted model, not a curated record.
AUGGUACCCAACCCGCCUCGUAUACUUGUUGUCGGCGCCGGCUCUCGCGGUCGAGCUUAUGCUCGAGCCAUUCAAUCCUCGACUGACGGUAUCGUCACUGCAGUAGCGGAGCCUAACAAGUAUAAGAGAAGGCAGUUCGGCCAAAGCUACAUUUGGGGAUCACACGCUCUUCCGUCCGAAGGCGUCCAGUUCGAUGAUUGGCGUGACUUCAUUGCAUACGAGAAGGGCCGGCGAGCUCGAAUUGUGGCAGGCGAGACAGAUGUCCCGCCGGGCGUCGAUGCGGCCUUUGUGUGUGUUCUAGAUGAGAUGCACAGGGAGGUCAUUCUCGCCCUUACCAUGCUCGGAGGCUUGCACAUAAUGUGCGAGAAACCACUGGCCACAACUCUGCGGGACUGCAUCGACAUAUACGAGGCACUACGCACCAACACGAACGCUAAAGGGGAGCAGAUGAUCUUUUCUAUAGGCCAUGUCCUUCGAUACAGCCCCCAUAACAUGCUGCUCCGAAAGCUACUCCUCGAAGACCGUGUUAUUGGCGAUGUGCUGUCCGUUGUGCAUACUGAGCCCGUCGGUUGGUGGCAUUUCACCCACAGCUACGUCCGUGGUAAUUGGCGUCGAGAGAGUACCUCGGCGCCCAGCCUGCUGACGAAAAGCUGUCAUGAUAUCGACGUUUUGUUGUGGCUUCUCUGCUCGCCCGCCUCUUACAAUGCCCAGCAUGGCGAAACCCCCCAUUUACCAUCUACCAUCAGCAGUACGGGCUCGCUGCAGUAUUUCAAAAGGAGCCGAAAGCCGGCCGCCGCAGGGACGGCUACCAACUGCCUAUCCUGCCCUAUCGAGUCGUCCUGCAAAUAUUCGGCGAAGCGUAUAUACGUUACUCAGGAAGAGUUUGGAUUGGACUCGUUCAAUACCGACUGGCCUGUCAAUGUCGUGAUUCCCGAUAUCGAAAGUUACUCGGACAUGAAUGUGGCAAGGGAGACACUGCUUCGCGAACUGGCCAAGGAUUACGGCACUAACACACCCGCUUUGCAAAUCGAACAGAGCAACUGGUUUGGCCGAUGUGUUUACGAGAGUGACAACGAUGUGUGCGACGAACAGAUUGUCACCAUCACUUGGGAUGAUGACCCUGUUUCGAGUCUUCCGAGUUUCCCCCACGGAUUGGGUCAAGAAAAUCUCUUAGUUUCGAGCCCCUCGCGUGGUCGUGGCUCGAAGACGGCAACUUUCCACAUGGUUGCUCAAACGAACAAGAUCUGUCAGAGAUAUACGAAUCUGUACGGCGUCGACGGGGAGAUCUUUGCCGACUCGUCCACUAUUACGAUCCAUGACUUUCGCACCGGGGAAACAACCACCCAUUGCCCUCGGAACGAGGACCGCGGUCAUGGAGGUGGGGACCUAGGACUGACGCGCCAGUUCGUUCGAGCUGUUGACAAAGUCAAAAACCAUGGCUGGACUACCAACAGAGCGCAAACGGAACUGGUUGGUUGUACUCUAGAAGAAGUGAUGCGCAGCCAUGCUAUGGUCUUCUGUGCCGAAGAGGCAAGGAAGAACAAAAAGGUGGUCGAUUGGGGCGAGUGGUGGGCAAAGCAUGUGGAAGCCGGGGGCACUCUUCCUUUUGGCGAUUAA